GCUCCGCCCACCGGCAGCAGACGACUGGCGCGCGGCCCCGCCCCUAUAUUAGGGGUGGCCGUGGCGCAGGUCUCGGAGUGGAUUGUUGCCGUAGUUUGGGCUGCUCCGUGGAGCCGGUACCAUGGCAGACCAGUCUUUUGUGACUCUAGCCACAAAUGAUUCCUAUGUGAAAGGAGCACUUGUACUUGGUUCAUCCUUGCAACAGUCUGGAACAACGAGGAAGCUGACUGCACUCAUAACUCCUCAGGUUUCAGAUACAAUGAGGAACACACUAGAGAAAGUAUUUGAUGAAGUCAUUUUGGUAGACAUCCUGGACAGUGGGGACUCAGCACAUUUAGCAUUACUGAAAAGACCUGAGCUGGGUAUCACAUUAACAAAGCUUCACUGCUGGGAAUUGACACAGUUUUCAAAAUGUGUUUUCAUGGAUGCAGACACAAUGGUUUUGUCAAAUAUCGAUGAGCUUUUUGAGAGAGAAGAGUUGUCUGCAGCACCAGAUCCAGGCUGGCCUGAUUGUUUUAAUUCUGGAGUUUUUGUUUACCGACCUUCCAUUGAAACAUACAAUCAGCUGUUACAGUUUGCCACAGAGAAAGGCAGCUUUGAUGGUGCAGACCAGGGGUUAUUAAACACCUUCUUCAGCAGCUGGGCAACAACAGACAUGAACAAACAUCUGCCAUUUAUUUAUAAUUUGAGCAGCACUUCUGUAUACUCUUACCUUCCAGCAUUUAAAGUGUUUGGUUCAAAUACUAAAGUGGUACAUUUUCUGGGAAGCACAAAGCCAUGGAACUACACGUAUGACUCCAGAACAAAAAAUGUAAAAGGAAAUAUCAGUGACCCUAAAAUUGUUCACCCAGAAUUCCUCAACAUGUGGUGGGAUACCUAUACAGUUAAAAUUUUACCCCUACUAGAACAGCAAGAAGUUGAAGAAGAAAAAAACACAGCUGUAAACAUGGCAGAAGUUACGGAGGCAGUGUCCCAUAUGUCAGUAUCAGCACCAUCACCAGUAUUGCCAAGCAUAUCUUCAGAAGAACGCAAGGCUCGGUGGGAACAAGGCCAAGCUGACUAUCUGGGAGUGGAUUCCUUUGAUAACAUCAAGAAGAAACUGGACUCCUACCUUCAAUAGAAGUGCCAUUUUCAAACACUGGCGCUACAAGGACUUGUUCCAGAACUAACAGCUAGAAAGGUUGUAGAUGAUGGACAAUUAUGCUUGCUAGUAGCUUGAUGGGGAGAAAAAAAAUCUUGGCUGAAGGCCACUGCAGUGCUACGGAAAAAGACAGAAUAAGAGCUAGGAAGCAGAAUUCCUUGGGCCAAUUGUAACUGCCCAGUAACUGCUUUUCCCUACUAGAUCUUAAAAGGAGGGGGGGGGAAAAAGCAUUUUAAACUACAUUUUUUUCUUCUGUUGUAAUCAGCUGGCUCAGUGUAUUAAUUGAAACUGGGUUUGCACCUUAACUCAUUAAGGUGAUUAGUAUUAACUCCUUCGCUUGCUAUUUUAGAUCUAAAAUCUGGUUUAUGAGAUUGCUUAUGCACUAAAUGAUUGUCAUUCUGCUUUACCAUUAGUGCAUUAAUGAUGCUAUGAUAUAUAGGAAGAGAUAACAGUAAUAGCACUGCUUUGAUCUUCUAGUCACAAUUGCACUGAAGUUUUGACCAGGUUUUUACACGUAGUGCCUACAGCAUGGCAGAAUGCAUUUGUUCAGUUCCGUAUUCUUAAGGCUUAGUAAACUGAGUUUUUCUGUUACCUAAAAUAUUCAUGCAAAAAUAAAAACUUGUCAUGCUUUUCUGGUUUUUGUAAACUCUUCAGAAAUUUAAAAAAAAAAAAAAAAAAAAAAAAAAGAAAAAAAAAAGCUUUGGAGCAAUCUAAAAUAACCGAACUAGCUAUCAUUAAGAAAUGUCCAGCUUCUAGUUCUUUAAUUAUUUAUGGAUUAUGUAAUCACUUCCCAGGUUGCUACUGGAAGAAGUACCUGCAGAAUGGAGCAAGAAAAAGAUAAUCUGUAUUUUGGUUACUAAAGAACAGUCUGUAACAUGACAUUGUUUUUAAAACACAAUGGUGAUACUAUCUUGGCAAGUAAAGGUGAAGUAGCUGUGCCUACACAGAUUAGGAAAACUAUCUCUUUCCUGUGUGCGUUGCCACCAUCAUGCCACACAUUACAUUUUGAGACAGAAAAGUAGUAAAAGUACAAGACAAGACUCUCACAGUAACAGGAAGACUGAAAAAUGACUGGCUGUUUGCCAUUAGUUCAGAUCCAUCCUUUAGCUAGAAGUAUAAACAGAACCAAAUUAAUUAGCGUUCUGUUUGGUACCUAUAAUCUGUAUUAGUCCAGAAGCAUAUAUAUGAUCUCAUUAUAUCUUUAUAAAGGAGAAUUUUGGCAGGAAGCUAGUAAGGGUGUUCAGUUUUAAUCCUGGAGAUAAACAAUUAAUAAGCUGCUACUGUUUGCUGGUAAGUCAGAAGAUAUGAUCUGUAUAUGAGUUAAUUGAGGCCCUGGUCAUUUAGCAAAAAUGGUGAAAGGGAGGUCCAGGUCAAAGUAACUUACAGCUAUUUAAAAUCUAUUAAAGUCAUAAUUUUACAACUAACCACUUUUUUUUUUUUUUUUUUUUUAAAUUUGAAGUUGUUUGAAAGCCGGAAGGGUUGGUAAUUACAGUUGCAAAAUAUACUUUACCCAACAUAUACAAAUACUAGAGUUUUGCCUGCUCACAAAUGAAUAACUUUAAAAGUACUCUUGAGGUCAUCUGAACAGCCUUAGUUUUGCACCCCUUUUCUGUACACCUUCUAGAGAAUCAGGAGGUUCUUUGACUUUUAAUUGCAAACAAUUGAAGUAGAAAAAGCAUGAGACUACACCAACCUGAAAAUUUGGUUUAGCGUCUAAGUUUUAUUACAUUCAAGAAGAUAAGAAAAGAUACUGAAUAAGAUAAACAGCCAACAUGUUUCAGGUUAACAAGUACAGUUCCUGGGGAGAAAAAAAAAAAAAAAAAAAAUUGUACCAGCCCUUGGCUCAUGUCUUAAUGUUCAAUAAAUGAACACAAUGCCAUUUUUCUGCCAUUAUUUUCUCAAUAAUUAAAACAGGCAGCAUUAGCAGAAGUGUACAGGCCUUUUUAAAUCACCCUAUCAAUAUCAUUUGAUACAAAGACUUCUUUGUGAACUCUGUACUCAGUGUAGUAACUGAUUCAGUGCUAUAUACUCAAAAGCAUCAUUCAGAAACAUUUAAUGGAGGGUACAAAUGGAGACCCCAUUGAAAUGGGUCCCUUGCCAUGGGAUUAUAACUCGGAAGAAGGAAACAAAGUCAAAUCUCUCAUUCAUAGUUGGGAAUUGUUUCUCCUGCUUUUAUCUAAACCUGAAAGUUUUACUUACAUAAACUAUGCAAAAACCUGACAAUUCAUUUUGUUCUACCUCUGUUUUCCUGCUUUUUGUUGUCAGACUUCCAGGGGUGCCUGUCCAGCUACUGGGGCACGUUAUCCUGCUGCUCGUGUCUUCUUAAUUAUUUGUCUAACAGGCUCACACCAUCACAGCACAUUUUCCCCAAGGCUAAGAAACUAGCUCCACAAAAGUGCCUUAGCUUGUUAAGCUGCGUAUUUUGUAUUCCUUCAAUUAACUCACUAUUUCUAAAAAUAUGCAAGGAAUCAUUAUGAAUUUCUAAGAAGGUAAUGGAAUCUAGUGUAUUUCUUAAGUUGCCAAAAUGCCUCUCCAUUUGCUGGCAGGUAACAGAAGUAUGGCUCCUAAGAGGUUUAAAAUUAAUAGCUGUGGAUUCUACAUUGUUUCCUAAUUGAAUUAAAAAAAAAAAAAGUCAUUUUAUGAAGGCCAAGACUGUGGCAAGAAUCAAGCUGUUAACAAUUUCUUCCAACCAGUGGCUAAAAGAAAGCAAAACGACAAUCAAAAACAAACAAAAACACCACAGCAGUAUGGUUCUCAUUAAGGUUUUGGUUUUUUUUAAUAUAAUAAACUUUAUGUCCAGCAAAAGUGCUUAUUUUCAUGAGGAGCUAGAUACUUAUAAAGGAAGAACACUUACAUUUGUUUACAGAAUAUGCUUCUGUACAAACAAACAAACAAAUCCAUUACUUUAUAUUCAUGGAACAAAAACCGUACUCUUUCAGCUUAACCCUUCAGUUUAUAUAUUGUUUUCAGUUAUUUAGUUUUAUGAGAGAAACCAGAGCUACCAAAUAACCAGAUUUAAAAUCUGGCUACCCUGGUUCUAUUCUGAAAAUUAGAUUGCAAGUUUUAUAUUACAAGAUCGCAAGAUUUAGAUUUCACUUCCUGUAAAGAACAGUAAAUACAGCAAGUUAGGGAAAAAAAUACUAAAGUUACAUUUAGUUAAAAGCUCUGGAAAAAUUUGAAAUUUCAUUAAACAGAUGCUUUGUGUUGG
This is a messenger RNA of Coturnix japonica (Japanese quail), 4349 nucleotides long. RefSeq names its product glycogenin 1 (gene GYG1). The record is from RefSeq and is a predicted model, not a curated record. Lineage: Eukaryota; Metazoa; Chordata; Aves; Galliformes; Phasianidae. Gene Ontology annotation, molecular function: glycosyltransferase activity.